AUUCCAAAUUCUUAUCUUGUUCCAACAAAGGAAAGGCCAAUCCCUUCUCUUUUCACUUCCGAGAGAGCAUUUGACGUGAAAAAAUGGCGUUUCCUUCUCCUCCUCCUUCUUCUUUGUUGCAUCAAUCCGACGAUUCUUCGCCCGGAACCCAGAAAACCCUUGUGGCCAACAAGCUCUUGUCGAACGCUUUAUUGCUUUCUUCUUCUUCUUGCUCCUCUUCUUCUUCGUUCAGACAUUUUACGCCAUUACUGCUACUCAACCAACAACCCUCGUAUCCCAAGUUCAAUGUCCAUGUCCCUGCCCAAGUAGCAGUGGCGGAGCGCCUCUUCCGAGAUUUCCACAAAUCGGUUGUCUCUGCUGCCGAUGGGUGUCUCGGAUUUGUACAGUCAUUCGCUUCCAAGUCUCCGCUUUUCGACAAACUCCUCUCUUUACCUUCUCAUUUCCGUAAUUUCUCCCAGAUCCAUCAGAAGAACUACAGGAAUUUAAACUGUCUUUCCAAACACAAUUUUGGUGCCGUUUUACCUGGGGAUUCAGUGGCAGGGCUUGUGGUUGCCAAUGGUAUUAUCAACUUCUUGAAUAUCUACAACACACUGUUGGUUGUAAGGCUUGUUUUAACAUGGUUCCCUAACUCUCCUCCGGCCAUUGUUAGCCCCCUGAGCACAUUGUGUGAUCCAUACUUGAACAUAUUCCGCGGCAUCAUUCCACCACUGGGGGGGACUUUGGAUCUUUCUCCUAUAUUGGCAUUCCUUGUUCUAAACGCCUUUACAAGCACCGCUUCUGCACUACCUGCUGAACUUCCAUCGACAGGCGUUUCUCAAGAAUUUCCACCAUCUAAUCCUAACACGUCACAUCAGAAAUGGAUGAGAAGGCUCAACGGAAGCAGAAGAAAGGGUUCCGACAGUGGUCAUUAGGCCAUUCUGUUUUUUUGAAGUGUAUACAUUUGGGUUUUUGUUCUUCCUCAACUUCAAAUAGUCUCCUCUUCAUGGUGUACAAUCUCUGUAUUCUCUUCAUUUUCGGUUGGUAUGGUACUCCGGCAAUUAUAUUGACUUCAAAAACAUGAAAUGUCAAAAUUCUUUUAUGUUUA
This is a messenger RNA of Rhododendron vialii, 1084 nucleotides long. Its product is annotated as ylmG homolog protein 2, chloroplastic. The transcript has 3 exons. Lineage: Eukaryota; Viridiplantae; Streptophyta; Magnoliopsida; Ericales; Ericaceae. The record is from RefSeq and is a predicted model, not a curated record. The coding region runs from base 84 to 911 and encodes 275 amino acids. Gene Ontology annotation, biological process: chloroplast fission. Gene Ontology annotation, cellular component: membrane.